GACAGUACACGGCAGAACAUGGAAACAGCGGGUCAAUCCAUUUAGCCCAAGGGCCGAUACACCAAUUCACCAAUUUGUCAGUGUUAGUUUGAGAGAGAAAAGCAGCUAAUCUCUCCUCUCUGCUCUCUAUUGAUCACACACUUAGACUCCACUUCUCUGUCUAAACACUAUUGAUUCUCCCUCUCUCUCAAUCUCAUUCGCUCUCCCUCUGACUCUCUGUGCGUACCGCCGCUUUCAACACACUCCUUUUCAUAUACUGAACAAUAUGGAUGGAUUGCAUGCGGCCCUGGCCAAUGAGUCAUACGCUUCUGGAACAUUUGAGCAUAUUUUAGUGUCAACAAACAAGACAAUGAGUGAUCCCUUUACCCGGAAUUUCAGAGUUUGCAACACAGGAGUCUGAACCGCACGUUCCCUGCUGUGCAUAUUCAAAAGCGUGUGCACAGUCUCAUUAAAAUCAAUCCCAGUGCAUAGUGAAUGAUUAAAAAUUCACCUCUUGUUACUGCGUCUGAUGCCUUUUGUUUUUUUUUUUCCCAGUCUCACAUCACAGGGGUGCACUUGAAAAGCAAGAUGAAGGUGGUGUUUCAAAUGAAAACAAGGGUGGUGGUUUGAUCACAUUUAGUUAGUCGGCACCCAUGUCAUUGAUCCAUUUUUUCCCCCACAUAGAAAUAGAUUGGUUCAGGGGUGGCCCAAGUAAUGCAAUGACUCUGUUAUGUUAAUGAACGGGGAGAACAGAGUGGAUAAUUCAUCACACAUGAAUUCUGAGAGUCUUACUCAAAGUGGUGAUGCUGGUGAGUGGUGACAGAAAACGCCUGUCUGGCUUUUGAGGCUUGAGCUCCCCUUAGUGGUCAUGUUACUUCAUUACAAAAAAUAAUGACCGCGGUUACAAAACUUAAGUCUUGUGUAAGAGCCGUCAGCUGUUCGGUAACAACGAUUGUGUGCUUAAAGCUGCACACGUGGUGCAUGCUUUUCGGGGUAGGACGUAAGAAAGUGACUUAAAAAGACUUCACAAUCACCUUUCUUUUGGCGAUGCCUCAAACUGGAGAAGAAGACGGCGAGCUGGCCGUGGUGAGAAGGCUCCUAAGAGAAGUGCUGCUGGGUCGGGAGGAUCCGGAGGGAUUCUUCGCGAUGUGCCUGUCCAUCUUGGGUCACCAGGAGACCCGCGCCCGGUUUCUGCCCGCCGUUCAGCCUCUGUCGUCGGCCAACCGGUUCUUGCACUCCACCCUCGUCUCCAUCUACGAGGAAUAUUUCACGAAGGCUGAAGACGAUGAGUUGGAACUAGCAGUGACCCUGUCUCUUCUUGAAACGCAAGUUCACCCAAGAACACGGCUUCAGAAAUAUGAUGGGGUAUCCAAUCAAAGUGGACACUCCAAGGAAGGAGGAGGUACAACCCCAGAACCUGCACAUCAGCAAGAAACAUUUCUGAACAUGUCUGGUACAUGUCAGACUGUGAGUGCCAAACAGGACAUGGGUUCAAAAAGUGACAUGAUGGAAGACCAGUGUGAGAAAACAAAUCAUUCCAAAAGCAGACGUCAGCGUCGGAAAGCAGCAGCCCAGCAUGUCGUUGGUUUGCCUGACUCUCCAUCGGGGGCCGCACCGGUGCUGCUUUGGGUCCGCAGGGACUUGAGACUAUGUGACAACCCUGCUCUUGUCGGCUCCCUGGAGUUGGGGGCCCCCGUCAUACCUGUAUUCAUCUGGAGCCCCAAAGAGGAAGAGGGGCCUGGAAUGACUGUGGCUAUGGGAGGAGCUUGUAAAUACUGGCUUCAUCAAGCGCUGUCCUCCUUUCGUUCAUCUCUGGAGCGUAUCGGCAGUCAUCUGGUCUUCCUGGAGGUGAACGGAUCCAGCACUCUGCGUACGCUCAAAGAGCUGGUGAGGGAGACUGGGGCCCGAACGGUGCUGGCCAACGCCCUCUACGAGCCCUGGCUGAAGGAACGGGAUGACGAGGUGGUGUCAAGGCUGCAAAAAGACGGGGUCCGAUGCAAGAUGUUCCACUCGUACUGUACUAGAGACCCUUACUCUGUCAGCACGGAGGGUGUUGGACUCAGAGGAAUCGGAUCUGUGUCUCACUUCAUGAGCUGCUGCAGACAGAACCCAGCAGGCACCGCAUUUGGUGCUCCACUGGAUCCACCCAUGUCGCUCCCUGUACCUUCCAGCUGGCCUCAGGGCAUCCCUUUGGACACGCUGGGCCUGGCACGCAUGCCACGCAGGAAGGAUGGCACCACGAUUGAUUGGGCAGAGAACAUUUGCAAGUCGUGGGAUUUCAGUGAAGAGGGCGCCCAUGCCAGGCUAGAAGCUUUUCUUCAUGAUGGUGUGUACAGAUAUGACAAAGAGUCGGGCAGGGCUGAUGCCCCCAACACCAGCACUCUAUCGCCAUAUCUCCACUUUGGUCAGCUCAGCCCUCGCUGGCUCUUAUGGGACGCCAAGGGGGCGCGCUGUCGACCUGCAAAAUUCCAACGCAAACUGGCAUGGAGGGAUUUGGCGUACUGGCAGCUCACGUUGUUUCCUGACCUUCCCUGGGAAUCCCUCAGGCCCCCGUACAAGGAACUGCGGUGGAGCAGCAAUCGCAAUCAUCUCAAGGCCUGGCAGCGAGGGCGCACAGGCUACCCUCUGGUGGAUGCAGCCAUGAGGCAGCUGUGGCUGACGGGCUGGAUGAACAACUACACCAGACACGUGGUGGCUUCUUUCCUCAUAGCGUACCUGCAUCUGCCCUGGCAGGAAGGCUAUCGCUGGUUUCAGGACACACUGGUGGACGCAGAUGUUGCCAUCGACGCCAUGAUGUGGCAGAAUGGCGGCAUGUGCGGUCUGGAUCACUGGAACUUUGUCAUGCAUCCCGUUGAUGCCGCCAUGACAUGCGACCCGAAUGGCAGUUAUGUGAGGAAAUGGUGUCCUGAAAUUGCAGAGCUGCCUGACGAGCUCAUUCACAAACCGUGGAAAUGCCCGACGUCCAUGCUACGACGUGCGGGCGUGGUGCUGGGCCAAACAUACCCAGAGAGAAUAGUUACAAACCUGGAGGAGAGGCGGAGUCGCUCUCUUCAGGACGUCGCCCUGGUGCGAAGACAACACGCAGAAUACGUGGACACACGCUCGGGCUGCGACCUGGUGCCUCUGCCGCCCCGCUUGGUCUCUGAGGCCCUGGGCUUAGCUCAGCCAACUGGAGGAAAACAAUUCCUCCUUCCAGUCAUCACACGUAUGGAAUUCAAACACCAGAUGGAUGACCCGGACAUGGAUGCCGCCACCAAUCCUUACAACGCCGUCCUCAAGGGUUACGUCAGCCGCAAGAGGGACGAGACUGUGGCGUUCCUCAACGAGCGAGACUUCACAGCCAGCGUCUUGCACGAGGGAGCCCAGAGAAGAGAGAGGCUGGAGAGCGACCAUCGCCGCAUGGAGGGGCUCCCGCCCAAACGACUCCCAACGCAGGGAAGAGCCAGACGCUCCACAAACACGAAUGACCGGUUCUCUAUCCUACCAAGCGGUACUGUUCUUACGACACACAGGUGAUCCAAAGCCACAAGCACCUGGUUCAGUCCCUUCCGAAUAUCUCAGUCUUAUUUUUCUGAUUGUUUCCAGCCUGAAAUGCCCCUUUUCACAGAAAAAAAAUUGGGAUUCUUUUUGCAAUAUUUAUGAAAAGCUUUUUUGUGAUAGCAUUAAACCAUUUUUUUCUCUUU
Hippocampus comes (tiger tail seahorse) is the source of this 3662-nucleotide messenger RNA. RefSeq names its product deoxyribodipyrimidine photo-lyase. Bases 1027 to 3495 code for a protein of 822 amino acids. Gene Ontology annotation, cellular component: nucleus; cytoplasm. The record is from RefSeq and is a predicted model, not a curated record. NCBI's taxonomy places the organism in Eukaryota, Metazoa, Chordata, Actinopteri, Syngnathiformes, Syngnathidae. Gene Ontology annotation, molecular function: deoxyribodipyrimidine photo-lyase activity; FAD binding; DNA binding. Gene Ontology annotation, biological process: entrainment of circadian clock by photoperiod; circadian regulation of gene expression. The transcript has 9 exons.